This is a messenger RNA of Setaria italica (foxtail millet), 1325 nucleotides long. RefSeq names its product cationic peroxidase SPC4. The transcript has a single exon. NCBI's taxonomy places the organism in Eukaryota, Viridiplantae, Streptophyta, Magnoliopsida, Poales, Poaceae. The coding region runs from base 90 to 1061 and encodes 323 amino acids. The record is from RefSeq and is a predicted model, not a curated record. Gene Ontology annotation, molecular function: peroxidase activity; heme binding. Gene Ontology annotation, biological process: hydrogen peroxide catabolic process; response to oxidative stress.
GCUUCUUGAGGAAGCCACACGCACUUCUCUUCCCAGCAGGCGGACAAGCCCAUCGAUCGAGCAGCUACGUAGUACGAGCGGAGAUCGACAUGGCGGCAACAAGGGCUAGUUGUGUCGUCGUCGUCCUCCUGCUGAUUAUCGCCGCCUCCAACGUCGGUGGUUUGUCCGUGGACUUCCACGCGGCGUCGUGCCCUCAGCUUGAGGGCAUCGUGCGCGGCGCCGUGCAGGCCGCGCGCGCCCAGGACGUGCAGGUCACCGCCGGCCUCCUCCGCAUCUUCUUCCACGACUGCCUCCCGCAGGGGUGCGACGCCUCCAUCCUGCUCGACGGCGAGAAGGCCAACGGGCCCAACGCCUCCCUGCAGCCCCGGGCGCUGCAGCUCAUCGAGAACAUCCGCGCCAAGGUGCACGCCGCAUGCGGACCCACCGUCUCCUGCGCCGACAUCAUCGCGCUCGCAACCCGCGACGCCGUCAGCCUGGCCGGAGGCCCGUCCUUCGCCAUGCCCCAGGGCCGCACCGACAGCUUCAGGCCCGCUUCCGACGACGAGAUAGCCACCCUCCCCUCGCCCUUCGAAGACGUCGGCAAUCUCCUCGGCAACUUCACCAGCAAGGGCCUCGCCGACCCCGCCGACCUCGUCGCGCUCUCCGGCGGACACACCGUCGGCAAGGCCAGCUGCAUCUUCAUCAGAGCGGACGAUGACUUCUCCAUCAGGCUCAACGCCACCUGCUCCGCCGGCCCGACCAAGAAGCAGAGCCUCGACGUCGUCACGCCCGACGCCUUCGACAACGGCUACUUCGUGGCCCUCAGGAACGUUCAUGGCGUGCUCCACUCCGACCAGGGCCUCGCCGGCCACCCGCGCACCGCCGGCAUCGUCAGGGAUUUCGCCGCCAACCAGACCGCCUUCUUCCACCAGUUUGCAAAGUCCAUGGUCAAGCUCGGAAACAUCAAGGGAGCUGCAGGCGAGAUACGCCGCAACAGCUGCUUCAGGACCAACAAAGCCCGCCUCAACGAUGGCCUCGAUAUCCUCAACGCCCUCAUCGACGACGCCAUCGUCGCCCUGUGACGAGGCGAGAUGAUGAGAUCCAUGCAGUCGGAGAGUGUUGUCGUAGAGUACGUAUAGUAGUCAGUCUGCUACGUAGUAACCUGCUGCAUGUUACUAUUUCUACUUGAGUUUGCAUUGGUUUCAGUCAGGGCCACGUGUGUAGCUUAAAUAAACCAUCUGAUCCAUCCAUGGAUCGGCAGUGUAACAAUGUCCGUGCGUUGUUAGCACAUACAGUAGUGAUAUGUACUUUUGUAUCAUGUCAAUAGAAAUUUAUGUUUUAAUUAA